AUGGACGGCGAUCCCCAGACUCGAACUUCCAAGAAAAAUGCCCAAGAUGAUCCAUCUCUCGACCGGGAGUGUCCCAUCAUCCACCGUGUUCAUUGCUAUCAUCCCGAUAUCGACGGCGAGGACCACAGUGAACACCCAGACUCAGCAGACUUUCUAGACCCACCACGACUUUAUACAAAUGACCAUCGAGGGUCAGCCUUACGCGGCCAGCACCGGCUCUCCGUGAUGCAACAGCUGCAAGGAAACGGCCCGAUCCGAAUAGUCAGGGGCUACAACUGUGCUGAUUACCACAGAACAAUCAGACAAGCUUUCGGUGCCGUCCCUCCGAGUCUAGAGUCUCGUCUCCCUAGCAAAGUCAGGCCGUACGCUUGCACCCUUGCGACUCCUGGCCCUCUUGCUAAACCGGGCUCGGAAGAGAUCGUCAUAUCGACGGGAUUGAAGACUGCGCUGGAGGACUACACAACAUUGUGCAAACCGCCCAUGGGUCAUUGGGACCCUUUUCGAGAUCUCUAUGCACCGUAUGAUUACUUUUAUCAUUUCCGCCACGAGCUACGCGAUCGAUGUGCUCCGAGCCUGCCUCAACCGGAAAAACAACAGCUUUUUCAACUGCUUCACUGCAUUAACGAGAUACAGGGCGCUAAUUUCGACAAGAUUGACCGGGACUUUGCGUGCGGCAAGGUCCAUCGAGACACUUUCGGCAAGCUCUUCGCCCCGAACGAACUCAUUGUGACCAUCGAGGAAGAUCACCCGCGUGCGUAUAUUACAGAGACUGUCAAGUUGAGUUCCAAGUUUGAUAUUACCCUCAGCUGCUGGACUUGGUACUUCGACGGCAGUUUCAAAAAACACAAUGCCACCAUAACAGUUCCAUGGCCAUCAACAAAUCCGGACGAAUUGCAGAUAAGCAGCCUCUCCACCUUCCCACUUCGACUUGAUAAGACAGGCCUUCGGGAGAGGCUGGUGGCUCGUGGACGAAAAUUCUGGAGCUGUCGACACCAAAGGCUCGUAAGCUACAACGCGCCAUUCCCGACCAUCUUUGAGCUGCAGGUCACAAACCCCAAAUACAUGGUGGACUACAAGACGUUCCGACAGAUUCACCCGUCCCAGUUGGAAAAGCCUUUGGCAAGCGAAAGGGAGAUGUCGGAACAGGGUGUAACAAUGGGAGCAGAGGAGCCCCCAAACGACACCUUUUCCGUUCUCAUGCCUGCCACAAUUGUCGGGUAUGCGUUCCACGACAAGAAAUGGAGAAGCCUCUCCGUCGAGCAUAUCGAGGAUGUCGUUUGGAACGAGGAAGCCUUUAGUCGCCUCGUUUUAAAGUCGAACAAGAAGGAUACCAUCAGAGCCCUCGUGAGCAUUCACUUGACCAGUGCGAAAAACGUUGACUUUGUGGAGAACAAAGGAAAUGGCCUGAUCAUGCUUCUUCAUGGGUCCCCGGGGACAGGGAAGACGUUGACAGCAGAGUCCGUGGCCGAGGUUGCAAAGAAACCCUUGUACCGUGUGACUUGUGGCGAUGUUGGAACAUCUGCCGAGAUGGUGGAAAAGUAUCUCGAGUCCGUUCUGCUCCUGGGUAGUCUCUGGGGGUGUGUUGUGCUGCUUGACGAAGCGGAUGUGUUUCUGGAGGAGAGGCAAGUUACCGAUCUUGCACGGAAUGCUCUAGUAUCGGUAUUCUUGCGUGUUUUGGAGUACUACGAUGGCAUUCUCAUCCUCACGACCAACCGUGUCGGCACAUUCGACGAAGCCUUCAAAUCCCGUGUUCAGCUCGCCAUACACUAUCCAGUUCUAAAUUGUGAGGACCGAUACGAGAUCUGGUGCAACUUCAUCGAGGCCCUGAACGGGAAGAAAGUGCCCAUGCUUUACGAAGAGCUCAGACGUAAGGCUUUGGUCAUGGCACGACGACGCUUUAACGGCCGACAGAUUCGCAAUUGCCUUUGGACAGCGACUCAAGUGGCGAAGUACAGGAACGAGUCGCUAGGGUACAGCCAUAUUGAGCAGGUGAUGGAUAUCUCGCAAGAGUUUGAAGACUACUUGGAAAGAACUCGCGGGCAUACAGACGAGGAGAACGCCCAAGCCCAGGGCACCAGGGCUUUUGAUCCCGAAAUCAACAGUGAAUGA
Fonsecaea monophora is the source of this 2109-nucleotide messenger RNA. RefSeq lists its product as hypothetical. The record is from RefSeq and is a predicted model, not a curated record. The transcript has 2 exons. Bases 1 to 2109 code for a protein of 702 amino acids. Lineage: Eukaryota; Fungi; Ascomycota; Eurotiomycetes; Chaetothyriales; Herpotrichiellaceae. Gene Ontology annotation, molecular function: ATP binding; ATP hydrolysis activity.